CUCUCUCGUGUUUGGUCUAUCUUGGCAGUGGAUGUUGAGUCCUGCUUCUUUGAGCAAAUAUCAGCGUAGCUUGAAGUCGACCUCAGGAGAUCGAGGGGGAAAAGAAAGCCGAGAAAGGGUUGAGGAGAUUGAUUGAUAGAGCGAUAGAUAGAUUGGGGGAGGGAAAUGAAUGGUGGGGAGGAGGGGGGAGGAGGAGGAGGGGAGGAAAUGGAAGAGGACGGGAAGGAGGAGAUGAUGGUGGUGGAGGAGGCGACGGGGAGGGAUAAGACGGUGUUGAUGUGGGGUUACCUUCCCGGAGUGUCGCCGCAGAGAUCGCCUUUACUUCAUCCGGUGGCCGUCCGAGUGCCGGAUUCGCCAGCAGGAGACCGGUGGAAGGAUGUCAGUGGCGGUGGAUGCGGAUUCGCCAUGGCCAUGUCCGAGUCAGGCAAGCUAUUUACAUGGGGUUCUACAGAUGACAUGGGUCAAAGCUAUGUUACUUCGGGGAAGCAUGAGGAGACUCCUGAGGUAUUUGACCUCCCAACUAAGGUACCCAUAGUCAAGGCAGCUGCCGGGUGGGCUCACUGUGUAGCAGUCACAGCUCAAGGAGAAGUCUACACAUGGGGAUGGAAAGAGUGCGUGCCUUUUGGGAGGAAUGUCAGAGACCAGUCGUCCUCUGAAGGAGCCUCAGAAAAAGAGGAAAAACAUAGUGGAUUUAUGAGUGACCAUGUGAUGCCUAGGUCACAGGGCUCAAGAACUACUGGAACCAUGUCAGGUUUUGAUAGUGGAGGUGGUGAUGAGAAUACAAAGCGAAGAAGGUUAUCUUCAGCUAAACUGGGACCUGAAAGCUCUUCGUCUGGUGAAGAAGCUCUUUCAGCACCUCCAUGUCUUGUAAAUCUUAAUGUAGGUGUCCGUAUCACAUGUGUUGCUGCAGGUGGACGUCAUACACUAGCAUUGUCAUUUUCAGAUGUAGGUCAGGUGUGGGGUUGGGGCUAUGGAGGGGAAGGGCAACUUGGUUUGGGUACUCGUAUCCGGAAUGUGUCUUCUCCUCAUCCUGUACCUUGUAUAGAGUCAGCUUCUUUUACUAAAGACCAAUCAUCACCAGCAACUAAAGGGAAACAAGGUUCAGAUGGGCAGGCUUUUAAACUCAUAGGAACCUGUAUAAAGGCCAUUGCUUGUGGGGGUCGUCACAGUGCUGCUGUUACAGAUACAGGAGCCCUACUUACUUUUGGCUGGGGACUUUAUGGCCAGUGUGGACAAGGAAGUACAGACGAUGAGCUGAGUCCAACAUGUGUCUCAUCACUUUUGGGUGUCGAGAUACAAGGAGUUGCUGCUGGCCUAUGGCAUACCAUGUGUACGUCUGUUGAUGGUGGUGUGUAUUCCUUCGGUGGGAAUCAGUUUGGGCAGCUAGGAACUGGUUCUGAUCAAGCUGAGACCCUUCCCAAGCAACUGGAUGCACCGUGUCUGGAAAACAAGAAUGCUAAAUUGAUCUCUUGUGGAGCACGUCAUAGCACCAUGCUGACAGAAGAUGGUCAAGUAUUUUGCUGGGGAUGGAACAAAUAUGGCCAGCUUGGUUUAGGGGACUCGAUUGACAGAAACAUUCCUUCUGUGGUUCCUAUAGAGAACCUCCAGCCCAAAAACGUGUCAUGUGGUUGGUGGCACACUUUGGUUCUUGGGGAAUCGCCAACAUGAGGAUCACUCACUUAUAGAAAAGGAUCUGUUUAGCAGUUUUGUUAGAAUCAGUAGUUAUUGAUCUAUAUGCACAUGUACAUAUCAAUCAAUCAAUAGGCAUGCAGAUGCAUGUAACCAUUCUUUCAUGUUUGCCGCAACCACAAUGGUCACUCGUGGAUAUAAACAGGAAAACCAGUGUACUUUCUUUGAUCUGCAAUUUGUUCUCCGUCCGACUCCCUGCGGUCAAGUGACCAGGUGAGUAUCUACCUGUAGCAUAAGGGAAACUGUUGGUUCAACUGUGCCAUUUAGUUUUUGUCUCUUCUUCUAAAAAGGGCGUGAUCAAGAUUACAAUUAACAACUAUUCUUUCUGAUACGACAGCCACCGAUGCCGAGUUCAUAGGGAAGCUUUAUUCUUGAUACAAGAAGUAUAGCUUUGUUCCUUUUUUGGCUGAACCUGUGAGCAUAAUUUUCAUCAUGAUGUGGUUGCCAUUCUUUUUCCUCUGAAUCAUAUUAGAUCUAAGUCAAAAGUAAAAAAAAAUGCCAAUUGUCUCCAGGAUUCCACAGAGGAAAAACCUGGCUACAAGUAAUGCUUUUGUGAAUUGUUUGUUCCCCUUUUUGGUUUUUAUGUCGGGACCUGAUAUUAUGUGAAUCGUCACAUUGGUUGAAACUGCGAAAUACUUGUCCUCUUUUGGCUGCCAAGAUUAGUUCAAGUCAAAUAUUAUAUUUUACAGCAAGUGGAGAACAAGAUCACGUAAAUGAUCGUCGUUGUCUUCAAUACUAUCUGCUGCAUUCCUCAGGACUCAGGUGUGAGGUGGUGUUAAUAGCCCACAGAAUCCAAGUUUCCAAGGUUCUCUUCUCCCCUUCCUCUGAUUUCCAUGGGUCGGAUCGACACUUUUUGUCUUGGUUUCACCAUAGAAUAUGACAGCUCUUUUUGUUAUACAACUUAGAUAUGGCAACGGUUCUCUCUGAUGUGGAAGAAAUCUUACGUGUAAGUAACCCAGUGUAAGCAUGUCAUAUGCUUUCAACAUGUCUGGUUUCUUCUCUUCCUCUUCUUCUUCUUCUUAUGCCGCAUCUGCACCAGCUUCAGCUGCAUCGCAUCAAUCCCUUAUUCGGCGAUCGGCCGAGUUGCUUAAAGGCUUUCUUGGUGCAAUUGUGAGGCCAAGCAAGGCAUGUCGACGGAGAGUAAGGUUAUAAGCUGCUACAACGAUUGACAUCCAAACCAUCAAAUCGACGGGCCGGUUCGAUUUUUAAUCCUUCUCUGAUUCACGGUUCAGAUGAACCGCGUCGAGAUCGCCACCAGAAGGAAACAUCUCUCACCCUCUCCUCCCAUUUGCUCCCCGAUCUCUCUUACGGUUAGGGUUGUUUAUAGGUAAGAGGGACAAGAAACCACCGGUGGCCGGCCUGCACCGUCUUCUCGGCGCCCGCAGCAGCAGCAGCGGCGAUCUCCGGCGGCGAGGCACGGUGGGGGUUCGGUGUCGGUUCACCGUGCGAUCCAACCGGUCUAUAUUUAACUGGGCCGCUUCGGUUCGUUUGCCACUGUCUCUCCACCCGCUCGCCUUGUGUGUCGUGCUCGUGCGUGUUCCUUGGGUAGACGGAGGUCCCAACCUGUACAGGCCGACUUCGGUUUGACUCUGGACCAGGACCCGGAGGGUGCCUCCGCCCGCAUGUGGUCCAGCCUCGGUACAGGAUUGAAGAACGCGGAAGCAAGCGUCGCGAUCUCCGCCGUCCCCGCAACUCCCUUAGCUCUUGAAGGCCCCUUGCGAUCUUGAUUCUUUUGGGCGUUCGAUUCGAGGAGGAGAAAGAUCCGUACGGAGGAAAGCGAGGAGAUGGCCGAGAACGAUUUACCAGAUCAAAAUUUCGCACCCACGAAGAAGAAAAAGUCCGACGAUGAAUCCGAGAAGAGG
Molecule: messenger RNA, 3551 nt
Organism: Musa acuminata AAA Group (dessert banana)
Lineage: Eukaryota; Viridiplantae; Streptophyta; Magnoliopsida; Zingiberales; Musaceae
Product: ultraviolet-B receptor UVR8-like
Exons: 12
Coding region: 166-1668 (500 amino acids)
Source: RefSeq, a predicted model, not a curated record